AUGCCUGCAUCGUGCGUUAUACCCGAUUGCGACUUAAAAUACACGCAUAACGACGAUGUUUCAUUCCACAAAUUUCCUCUCCGAUCACCGGAACUUCUCAAGCAGUGGAUACAGUUUACCGGACGCGAUGAGAACUGGCACCCGACGAAGUGGAGUGCCCUUUGCAGUAGACACUUUGUGGCGAGUGAUUUUAAGGGAUGUGCUUCCCGAAAAAUACUACUGUCAUCGGCUGUUCCUUCUGUUCGUCCCUCAGCAUGCAAGAUCCAAUCGGGUGAUCUCUCACUGCCCGUAAUAUCGUACGAAACGGUCUGGUCCGAGGUGGCACCUGCGCGUCACGAGAUGGAUUACCUUCCUGAAGAUCUGGACAAUGCCGGGCUGAGUGGUACUCUUUGCCCUGUAAUAGCUUCGGAAAGCGUUGAGGAGUAUGAGAGUGAUAUUCAACUGGCUGAGAUUACCUGCCGGGUCUGUGGAGUCAUCUUCAGCCGCGCCGUGGAUAGCGUACUGAACGAUCUCGCACACUCGGAAGACGUGGUAAGGAAGUAUCUGCCAUUCGUUAACCUUGACCUGCCGAAUUUGCCGCGCAAAAUAUGUCUACACUGCGCGAAGGUGGUAGAUGGAUUUUCCAAGUUUAGUGACAGUGUGCUGCGGGCCCAGUCCGAUUUGGAGCAUCGAUUUGCACAGCAAGCUUUUGCGCCUUUCAUUCCGAUGAAUCAUUUUCCUGCGGAAACAUACACCCAGCAGGAAAUGGUUGCGGGAAAACCUAUGAACAUUAAGCAGGAACCUAUUGCGAGUUUGAACAUAAAGGAGGAAAAAACUGAAAACGCUAUCAAUAGCGCACGGCAGAAGGAUUUCGUGCCGCCGGAGGAAACGUUCGAAAGACCUGUGAUUAUUAAGAAUCAAGCAGUAUCUGGCGAUCCAAACAGAAUGUAUCUGUUUAACAAUACCGGUCAGGAUAAUACGGGCGUCCCAGCUACCCCAGCUACCUCACUGAUGAAACAACAGGCCCGUGAAUCUUCGAAGAACUGCGAAAUACUUGAAAUUGUGAACCUUUAUCCACCCAUCGUGGACAUUACCAGUACAACGGUGACGGAAGUGCAACCGUACGAAAUUACACUGCCAUCGGUUACCACAACCCCUGCGCCGGAUACAUACUCAUCCUUACCGACUACCAGUGCCAGUUCGGCACAGUUUGUGAGCAGCUUGAAGGUGGAAAACACAACCGAAUUGGAUGCGGAACCGGAAGACUUUUAUCUGCCGGAAAAGUUUCUUUACCUCAACACACUGGAGGAACACAGCUAUACCAAGCUGCCAAUCCAAGCGGAUGAUAAUAAGGAUGAGAUUUUCCACGAUAUGCCCGUCGGAAGCGGGCAAUGGUUCGUGUCGACGGAAAUUCCAACGCCACAAAAGAACGAACCGUUACCGGCGAAAAAAAUAUCCUGCUGGUCGUGUAGGUACUGUGAGCGACAAUUUCCCCACUACCGACGAAUGUUGUGCCACCGGCUGUGGGACUGUAGUACCGGGCGAAAAAAGCAGUCUUUUUGCUGUACAUUUUGUCGUCGUAAGUUCAGCAGCAGGGCGAAAGCACGCGUACAUAUGUGUUUGUGCGCAAAAAGGGCCUUAAAAACAAAGAGUCUCAAAUGGAAAAGGAAUCUUGCCCGAGCAAAACAUCGGCAGACGGAUAAGACGGGGCUGGAGCGGAUAGAGUCCAAUCGGGGUACGGUUGUCACAGAAAAGAAUUCUUGCACAAUGUGUGAUAGAUCGUACGCGAAUGCAUCAAACUUACGGCGGCAUCUCGCGUCCCAUCGGCCACCGGAACAGUGGAACCACAAGUGCGGCGUAUGCUUCCGCAUCUUCGACAAAUUGUUCGAUUUGAAGAAACAUUUACAGAUUGCGUCCUGUGGCAAUGGUACCGGGUCGGCUGUUUCAAGCACGGAAGCGCAAGUGCCGAAGGCCGAUCUUCCCGCACUGAGCGAUAUUAUAAAACCGAUCGAAACUUCCGCUCCACCCGCUGCCUCCCAUCAUCUACUGUACGUUUGUCCGACCUGUGACAAAAUGUUCCAAUCGUACAGCGGUUUGAAGGUGCACGAACCGGUCCAUACAGGCACGAAGGCGUACAUUUGCGAAAAGUGUGGCAAAUGUUUUUCGGGCCCAUCGCAUCUGUGGCAGCACCAGCUCACACAUUCGGAGUUGCGCCAGUACAACUGCAAACAGUGCCCGAAGGUGUUCAAACGGAAGUGUGGUCUCAGCCAGCACGUGCGUGCUAUCCACAUGAAGAUUAAACCGUUCCAGUGCCCAACCUGUGGCCAUGAGUACGCCUUAAAGGCUGACAUGACCCGAUGUAGACAUUCCCGGUUGAACGAUCCGAGCAUGGUUUCGGGUUGCUAG
Messenger RNA from Anopheles marshallii, 2385 nucleotides. RefSeq lists its product as uncharacterized. The coding region runs from base 1 to 2385 and encodes 794 amino acids. Lineage: Eukaryota; Metazoa; Arthropoda; Insecta; Diptera; Culicidae. Gene Ontology annotation, molecular function: DNA-binding transcription factor activity, RNA polymerase II-specific; RNA polymerase II cis-regulatory region sequence-specific DNA binding; zinc ion binding. Gene Ontology annotation, cellular component: nucleus. The transcript has 2 exons. The record is from RefSeq and is a predicted model, not a curated record. Gene Ontology annotation, biological process: regulation of DNA-templated transcription.